GCGUGCGGCGGUGCGUCUGGUAGAAGGAGAAGAUGGCGGUGUCCACAGGAGUUAAAGUUCCUCGUAAUUUUCGCUUGUUGGAAGAACUUGAAGAAGGACAAAAAGGAGUAGGUGAUGGUACGGUUAGCUGGGGCCUUGAAGAUGAUGAAGACAUGACACUUACAAGGUGGACAGGCAUGAUUAUUGGGCCACCAAGGACAAACUAUGAAAACAGAAUAUACAGCCUGAAAGUAGAAUGCGGAUCUAAAUACCCAGAAGCACCUCCAUCCGUUAGAUUUGUAACAAAGAUUAAUAUGAAUGGGAUCAAUAAUUCCAGUGGAAUGGUGGAUGCACGGAGCAUACCAGUAUUAGCAAAAUGGCAAAAUUCCUAUAGCAUUAAAGUUGUACUUCAAGAGCUAAGACGUCUUAUGAUGUCCAAAGAAAACAUGAAGCUUCCACAGCCACCAGAAGGACAGACAUACAACAACUAAUUUUAGUGGAUCUCAAACUUGUCUUAAAUCAACAACCUUCUACUCAUGUUAAUGUCUUGAUUAAAUAUCACCAUGCAAAAUACCCACACAUUAAGUAAAAGAAUUGCAGCUGGUAAACAUGACCUGGACAGUUGUAAGAAUAUAUUUAAUAUAUGUACACCUAUUAUGUUUUCAGGUAACAAGAGAAGUGCAGCACAAUUUUUCUUUCUCUUCUUAAAAGCACUGUCAUUUAAACAUGAAUCUGAAGCAUUCAAAAUGGAAUUCAGGUUGUCAAGACAGAAGCAUGGCAAAAGAGUGUCAGAUGGCCACGGGAACCUUUGUUUUUCUGAAAGUAAAGUCUCAAGAAAGAAGAACAGAACUGGCAGGCUUUAUCCACCAUAUUUAGAGCUGCAGAUGGAAUUGUUUAAAGUAGCAGACAUAAUGACUAGUCACCAAUUGUGUUAAUCCUUGAAGCGGUGUGGGUGCUGACUACUGUUAGUGUCAAACAUAGGUGCAGGAUGGUUUUGAUACCUGUAUUUAUAAUAAAAAGAUGUUUGGGGUUUUGAAUUUCUGUUAAAAGCUGUUCUCGUUUGUUACAUGUAACAGACAUGAUAAGUUGUUUACAGUCUUUGUUUAAUAAAACAUGCUUAGAAGUUUUAAGUGAAGACAACAAAAAGGAAAUAGGUGUUGGAUAUGUGAUUUUGAGAUGAAAGUUAGUCUUAAAAUGUAAAUAAAAUAUGGAAUGUGUCUUCAAAGACUGUGCUAUUUCUGUUACAUUGAUAUAUGCUAUAGUAGCCAUAUCAAGGUAGCAAAAUUGGGGGUUAUUAAGCUAGGCAUGGUAAUGGCAAAAGCAGGAAGAUUUUCAGUUCCAGGCCAGCUUGGGCUGAUACAUAAGAUUGUAUGUAAAACCAAAGAAAUAAUGAGAGAAUAUCAAAGAUUUUCAUUGAAAUUCUAUUUUAUAUGCUUAUGUUUGGAACUUACAGAGCAUCUUUUUGACUUCUUACAUGCUCAGUUUAAUUUCUUUGCACAAAGAGGUAUCUCGGUUACUACAUUUCAAGUUUUAUUUCAUCAUGGGUAAUUUUAAAAUUGCAUUUUAGCAAUUUUCAUAGUUACAGACUGCAAAUUAUUCAAGUACUCAUUCAUUUUUUUCUUUAUGACUUAUUUUUCUAUGAAGCUUUUGGUUCAUUACAGUUGACUGAAUUGAAGACAUUUCUUCACCUGUCUUUACAUUUUUUUUUUACUUUAUUUGUGUGUGUGUAUGUGUGUUGUGUGUGUGCGCACAUGCACAUAUGUGUGUGUACACUUGUAUGAAGGUCAAAGGUUACCUUUGGAGUUGGUUCUUGCCUUCACUUUUAUAUGUGUUCCUGAUGUCAAACUCUGAUCACCAUGUACCAUCUGUCUGAAUAAGGGAAUGAGUGCCUUCACUGAAGAGUCAUCUCAUUGGUCCCUCUUCUAAGACCAAUGAAAGUUAAUUUUAUCAUUCCACUCCACAUUCACUUUAACAAAUAUGUGUCUGAAGUUGAAAGUUCAUUUUUAUUCUUUUAUCAUAUUGACAAAGUUUGAUUGUCAAAAUAAAAAAUUAGAUGUUCAAGCUUUGCCUAUAAAGAAAGUAAAGGAAAAGUAUUACUAGUAGACUGGAUUAUUUUGGUUACUUUUAUAGCCAAGACAGGUUUCUUUAAACAUACUUGGCAUGUUUUGAUUAAGCUGUUUAAAAAUUAACCUUUUUUUAGUUAGCAUUUCAUUAAUUAAACACUAGACAUUUUGUCUAAACAUUAUCAUCACUUUUGUAUUUUGAAACAGUAUCACCUAUGAUAGCCUCAAACUUGCAGAAUUACUUCUGUCUCAACCUCUCAAGUACUGGUUCUGGUGUACACUGCAAUGUCCAGAAUAGAUGGACUCAUUUUAAAUGAACUAGUUAAUUAUCAGCGAGGUUUCUUUAUUCUUUGUGUGUGUGUGUGUGUGUGUAGGUGGGGAGGAGUAGUGGUGUAUACAGAAGCCUUAGGUUGACGUCUGGAGUCUCCUUUAAUUGCUCUUUCACUUUAUAUAGUGUGAGACAGGGUUUCUAAAUGAAGCUCACUGAUGCGGCUAGACUUGCUAAUCAGCUUGCUACCAAGAUAGAUCCCCUGCCUCUGCUUUCCAAGGCCGGAAUUACAGCCUCAACUGUUAUUUUAUGUGGGUUCUAGGGAUCUGAUAUCCGACGAGCAUUUUCGACCAUUGAGCCAUCUCAGUCCCUCAAAAAUGUUCUAAGUAUUUAAAAAUCACACAGAAUGUACACAUUUUCCAUGCGUUAAUUAUUAAAGUAGACUUAAACAUUAUACUUAAUAUUUAAUGGUUAAAGAUUACAUUGAAUUGCGAUACUAUAGAAUCAUUAUCAGUCUGUUUUCUGCCUUGAAAAUGUGUCUUGUGAUACUUGGAAACUAGAAAGUAUUGGGAUGCUUUUGAUAGGCUCUGAUAGAAUCUCGUACUUUGGUCUCAUGUUGUCUUUGUGUAUGCUACCCAAGGCUGUUGUCAGACAGAGUCCUACCUAUUUAAAAAAAAGGGGGAUUGUUGAUUUUAGCAGAAAUCUACGAGUCAGUUAAAAGAUUUCCAAAGCAAAAUCCAUUUUGCAUGUAGCAAUUAUAUAUGAUAAUCUAAGAUAUAUUAAUUCAUGAAAUUUUAGAGUCUUAUAAUUAUAAGACAGAAGUUUAAAAGGAAAUUUUCCUUUGUAAAGUGGCUAGGGUUGCAGGAAUGUUGUGGUAUAGACUAGAAAGUUGCCUUAGAAAUUUGUUUCAAGAGAUUUUUAAGGAUGACCCUUGAUGCCUGUAUGUUAAU
This is a messenger RNA of Rattus norvegicus (Norway rat), 3260 nucleotides long. RefSeq names its product ubiquitin conjugating enzyme E2 V2 (gene Ube2v2). NCBI's taxonomy places the organism in Eukaryota, Metazoa, Chordata, Mammalia, Rodentia, Muridae. The transcript has 4 exons. The record is from RefSeq and is marked validated. Bases 33 to 470 code for a protein of 145 amino acids.